Messenger RNA from Vitrella brassicaformis, 2039 nucleotides. The record is from the annotation of a GenBank genome assembly. NCBI's taxonomy places the organism in Eukaryota, Vitrellaceae.
GGAUAGCAGCUGGCAGCCUGUGUGACCAGGAUCUUCGGUUGGGUUCAGCCAGUCGUCAUCAUCAUCUUGGUUCCUCGUGAUGCUUGAGUUGAUUGGCGGAUGUGAGACCAUCGACGGCGACUUGGAUGCGUCGAUUCAGCGACUCAUGAGCGCCAAAUCGGUGUUAACGGAUGGGACCUCGCGGCUCGUUGCUGAGAGAGGCGGCGUGUCGCAUCCCCUGGAGACCACCGGAGAGAUGCUCGUCAACGCAGAUGUGCAGGGCUGGGCAGGGGAGGGAGGGAGGGAAGAGGAGAAUGAGAGUCGUGAUGUGACUGUCUGUGUUGGUCUGUCGUGUGUGUAUCGUCUGGCUGAUCAGGCGGCGUGGUGUUCCCGGUGUCCCGCCGUGCGCUCCUCCUUCCCUUGAUGCGCAAGCGGUACAUCUCGGUCCUGCUGAUGCACUUCUCUGACGGCCUCCCGCGAGAUCCUGAUGGCCAUGUCUAUCUGGAGGCCUCACCGGCAUACUUUGAGGCCUUUCUGGACGAGCUGACACUCCACGAGACCCACCGCACCGGCACUGUCGACCUGCCGCCCUCCAAGGUGGCUGACCCGACUUACAGCGAGUACCACUCCCUGUUCAUGCGAGAGCUGCAGUCCUUCUCAGCUCCGACACACAUCCGCCGCGGUGCCGCCACGACCAAGGCGGUCGAUGGCGCAUGUGACGAGAAGGCCAUCGCGGAUGUCAUCCAGACGUCGCUGAGCGAUCUGGAGAAGGUCAUGAAGAGGCUGACGUGCCGCAGGGAGGAAGUGGUCAAAUUCCUCUCGGCAAUGGAGCCGUUUAUGAAGGGCCAGGAUGACGCCAGAGGUGACAGCGCGGUGCUGAGCUUGGAGGUGCUGGGUCGGAAGGUGAGCUGCAUGAAGCGGACGCUGCAGCGACUUGGCAAUGACCAUCCCCUGCUAACGCGAUUCUCAAAGUGAGUGAGCACAUUCACAAACGACAGACGGAGAGCGACAACGCAGGUCACAUCUGUGUAUGUGUGUGGUUGCGCAGCACUCCGCCCUGCUGGGGUGACCGUCGAGUGCGUCAGACCCCCACCAAGCACUUCGUCAACACAGUCGACUUCGCCCGGCGCCGGAUGACGAUGCCCAAGGGGCAGCUCAUCCGGCCCCCGCUGAUGGACGAGGCCGAGCGUGAGCUGUUUCGAGAGGACUUGACAAUGUAUGGUCUGACUUACUCGCCCAUCCUGGACCUGCCGGCCGGCCACGAGUGGGUCAUCAAGUCGGCAGAGGAGUGGGUGAGCCUGCUGGACAUGAUCAAGAAGCCCACGUGCAGACCAUCGCUGCUCUUCAAGUAAGCCGGCCACUCACGAAUGGCUGUGCGUCCCGUCCGUGCAUGUGGAUGCACGUGUGUGUAUAUGUGUGUGGAUCAGGUCUAGCCGUGAUGGGAGUGCCUAUGCCACGAUGCUCCAGUGUGUGGCGGGCAAGAGCGGUCUGCUCUUCGCCCUCCGAGAUGGUGACACGCACCGAUGCGGCUGCUUCCUCGGUGGCGAGAUCACACCGCCGGCCGACCCCAAACAGACCACCCGCUACAGGGUGCCCUUCUUCUUCUACUCGCUGUCGGGCGCGUACGAGACGGUGACCAAGAUCGAGCUGCCAGAGGAGAAGCAGAACGUGGAGGUGGCCGGCACACAGGGGGCGGUCAAGGACACCAAGGACGAGCCACGUGGGAAUGUGGCCUUCGCCAGCGGCUGCCUGUGGCUUGGAUUCGACACGCCUGGUCCUGCGGCCGACCUCAGCAGCUGCCACCUGUGGAUCAAGAGGGAUCAGUUGCCGGAAGGGUACACCGGGGUGUACACUCAGCACGGCGACGGCUCAUUGGCGCAGACCAUGAACUUCACGUGUGAUGAGAUGGAGAUCUAUCAUAUGGAGCCCACCACAUAUGGGUGGCGGCCAGGGAAGCCAAGGAGCUUCAUGGAUUGGUUGUUCGGCGGAAUGUGCAGACAUACACAGAACAGAGAUAUCGACAGAUAGAGGGUAUAGCGCAGCGAGGUGGAGCAAGUAGG